GGGUGGUGCAUCUACCCAGGUUCGGUAGCAGUAGGUGGGCGAGACGGAGAGACGAAGCCGUAGGCUGCAGCAUAGGCACACAGACUGAAUUUCACGUUAUAGUCCUUUUUUCAGUCACAAUGGAAUGGAAGUUAGAGAGAUAUUCCCGUUUUAGGGUAAAACCACAGGAAGUUACGCUGAGAACAUAAUGAACAGGCUUUCUAAAGACUUCGUAAGGACCAAGCGGCACUAUCCACUCAAGACCCUAAGUAUAAAGGCGAACAAAGAACGUCGAACUCCAACCUUCUCAUACCGCAGAUUUAAGAGUCGAAUCGUGCGACGACUGAACAGUGAUGGGCUGCCCGUAGCUAGUAGCCCGGUGACCACUGGAUGGCAGUGUUCGUUCACCUCGGAAUAUGACACCGUCUGCCAGAGACUGCCGCUGGACUCCCCACCACAUGCCGGCUCCCACUCUCCCUCACAUCCUGGUAACCCGGCAACGCCUUCAAAUCACGACAGAGUGGGUCCAGCAGAAGGGGACGGCUGUGACCUCUCAUCUGGCCAAGCGCAGCAGGAAGCUCCGCCCCCCAACAGAAAGAAUGCCACAGGCCAGGACUGCUAUUGGAAAGACCCUGGAGCUGCUGAAACAGCCUCCUGCUCCAGGCUGCAACCCUUCACUGUCCUGGACAGAGCUCCCAGCAUGCACUGCAGCCAAUCAGAGCCACAGUUGAGGAUGAUUAUCCCUGGACUGCAGGAUAAUUACUACCUGAGCCAGAUGGACAGGUGUGGGCGGGGCCUGGUGGCACUGGCGUUGGGCUCCUCCGUGGCGCUGUGGAGCGGAGAAACCCGCAGGCUGCAGGGCAGCAUCCACCUCUGCCCGCACACCUCCACCUGCCCCAUCACCUCCACCUGCUCCAUCACCUCCGUCUCCUGGAGCAGAGAUGGCUCCACCCUGGCCAUCGGGACAGGUGAUGGAGAGAUUCAGCUCUGGGACGUGGAAAGCAGGCGUAAAUUGAGAAGUGUACAUGGACACCUGUCACAGGUGGGAGUGCUUACCUGGAACCAACACCUGAUCAGCAGCGGCUCUCUCCUGGGUUCCAUCCGCCACCACGACGCGCGGGCGGGGCCGCCGGUGGGCGGGGCCCGGCUGCAGGGGGGCGUGUGCGGUCUGGAGUGGUCGCCGUGCGGCCGCCGCCUGGCCAGCGGGAGCACGGACGGACUCCUCUGCGUCUGGCCCAGUGACCCCGGCGCGACGGGCAGAGCCGCGCCCACGUCCAGCGUACCCCACCCAACAGCCGUCAAGGCUCUAGGAUGGUGUCCCUGGCAGUCUGAGGUCGUGGCUGUAGGAGGUGGCAGGGCAGAUGGAAUCCUGAGGAUCUGGGACACAAACACAGACACCUGUCUGCACUCAGUCCCCACAAACUCACAGAUCUGUUCUCUGCACUGGAGCCACAGGAGGAAGGAGCUCUUCACAACCCAUGGUCUUCCUCACAAUCACAUCACAUGCUGGACCUUCCCCUCCCUCACACAACAGGCCCAAUUCCAGGGGCACACGGGCCGGGUGUUGGACAUGGCGCUGAGCUCCUGUGAAAAAUGGAUCCUGUCUUGCGGCUCAGACCAGCAGGCGUGCCUCUGGGACAACCAGCUUCAGCACGCCCCACUCCUCCCCAAUCGCCCUAACUUCCCUCCCUAAUACCCCGCUGCCCCACCCCAACACCCUAACACCCCACCCCCAACCCUAA
Molecule: messenger RNA, 1721 nt
Organism: Anguilla anguilla (European eel)
Lineage: Eukaryota; Metazoa; Chordata; Actinopteri; Anguilliformes; Anguillidae
Product: cell division cycle protein 20 homolog B-like
Exons: 12
Coding region: 188-1672 (494 amino acids)
Biological process (GO): positive regulation of ubiquitin protein ligase activity; positive regulation of anaphase-promoting complex-dependent catabolic process; anaphase-promoting complex-dependent catabolic process
Cellular component (GO): anaphase-promoting complex
Molecular function (GO): ubiquitin ligase activator activity; protein binding; anaphase-promoting complex binding
Source: RefSeq, a predicted model, not a curated record